Ceratosolen solmsi marchali is the source of this 1227-nucleotide messenger RNA. RefSeq names its product L-threonine dehydrogenase (gene Tdh). Lineage: Eukaryota; Metazoa; Arthropoda; Insecta; Hymenoptera; Agaonidae. The coding region runs from base 77 to 1180 and encodes 367 amino acids. Gene Ontology annotation, biological process: L-threonine catabolic process. The transcript has 5 exons. The record is from RefSeq and is a predicted model, not a curated record. Gene Ontology annotation, molecular function: L-threonine 3-dehydrogenase activity.
AAAUCAGAAAUCGCCAGUAUAAUAUUCACAUAAAACCUAAAUACGUGCAUACUUAUUGAUAAAUUAAGAGAAAACAAUGUUGGGACGAAGAUUGCUGAAAAUAGUAAAUUGCAAUUUGAAUACAAAUUUUUACAGAGACUUUAGUUCCGAGGUGGUUGAUAUCAAUAAAAUACAUAAAAGAUUUUGUAAUAAAGGUCUGAAAACUCCAAGAAUUCUCAUUACUGGUGGCCUUGGCCAAUUGGGCACAGAAUGCGCCAAGUUAUUACGUAAAAGUUAUGGCGAGGAGAACGUUAUUCUAUCUGAUAUCAUAAAACCCACGGAUAAUGGUUUGACGAACGGGCCUUUCAUUUUUGCUGAUAUUCUUGAUUUCAAAGGACUGCAAAAGAUUAUUGUCAACUACAGAAUUGACUGGUUGAUACACUUUAGUGCGUUGCUGAGCGCUGUUGGUGAACAAAAUGUUCCUCUCGCUGUUAGAGUCAAUAUAGAAGGUAUGCAUAAUGUUAUCGAGCUGGCAAGACAAUACAAUCUUCGUAUUUUCGUGCCAUCAACGAUCGGUGCAUUUGGUCCCGAUUCUCCACGAAAUCCAACGCCAAACAUAACGAUUCAACGUCCACGCACUAUUUAUGGUGUCAGCAAAGUCCACGCUGAGCUCCUUGGUGAAUACUACCACCAUAAGUUUGGACUUGAUUUUCGAUGUCUCCGCUUCCCCGGGGUUAUCAGCAGCGAUCCACCAGGUGGUGGAACAACUGAUUAUGCUGUCGCCGUAUUUCAUGAAGGCUUGCUGCGUAAACGAUACAAGUGUUACUUGGAACCGCACACGAGACUACCGAUGAUGUAUAUCGACGAUUGUCUUGCAGCUCUUUUCCAGUUUCUUAAUGCUCCGAAUGAGCGACUUCGGAGGCGCGUUUAUAAUGUUACUGCUAUGAGUUUCACACCCGAAGAGCUGUUUAAUGAAAUCAAAAAGCAUAUUCCUGAUCUGCAUGUUUCUUAUAAACCAGACAGUCGUCAAAACAUAGCAAAUACAUGGCCACAGGUAUUUGAUGACAGCGAAGCCCGAAAAGAUUGGAACUGGACGCAUGAAUUUAAUCUCGAGAAAAUGGUGAUAAGUAUGAUUCAAGAUGUUAGUGAAAAUUUUAUUCCAAAAUAUCAACAUUUAUCUGAAGUCAGCAGUUAUGUCUAAAAUAUGCGAACAAAUCCUUAUAAACUCUACACAUACUUUUAAAGUGU